Messenger RNA from Coccidioides immitis RS, 841 nucleotides. RefSeq lists its product as uncharacterized. The record is from RefSeq and is a predicted model, not a curated record. The coding region runs from base 1 to 357 and encodes 118 amino acids. NCBI's taxonomy places the organism in Eukaryota, Fungi, Ascomycota, Eurotiomycetes, Onygenales, Onygenaceae. The transcript is spliced from 2 exons.
AUGAAAAUCGAGAAGGCAAGCAGGAGAUGGUCACUGGUGAUGUUUGGCUCCGUGUGCGCCACCUUGGCUGACCACCCGGCAGCCCUGAGAAAGGAGCCCUUGGCCGACGAUUGUGCCAGGACUACGGAGUAUAACAUGUAUCAUUUUUCUGUCUGCGCCUCUAUGGGGGAGACCUGUCGCUCCACAGACCCGGAUGCGAAGAGCAUCCGCGAUCACACCAAUAAUCCUGAUUUUCUUCCAGGCGAGGUCAUCCUCAAUCUCUUGCAACCAAAGAUGGACAAAGAAGAGGGUCGAGGUGGCUACCGCGCGGUUCUUGUCAAUGGUUUUCCGAGACGCAGCGCAGGAUGUCUCUAUUGAGGAGCAGGUGAAAGGCCUUCCCAUCCUGCCUUCGUCUGUGAUCACCUUGUGCCGCCUGGAAGGCUUCACGGCUGAGAGGCGCAACGAAAUUUUGGGGGGGAGAGAGCUAGAUUGUGCGGCCGGGUGUUGCGAUCCUUCCCAAUUGCCCCGAAAGAUAGAGCGAAACUACAUUCUUGAGCCGAAGGCUCCCCGGACGGGAUGAAUACACCAAUGAGAUGCUUUGGAAAAAGAUAUCGUCAGCAUGAAGAGAAGACCGUGAGUAUUGUGGAUCGGUAUCGUCGAGUACAUCCUCAAAGAUGUUAUAAUUAUUGCACUCUAUUCGUCCCUAGAGGAUCUUUCCAGCAUGAACUAGGUUGAUUCGAGCAUAGAAAAGGAAAUGUCUCAUGAUGCCCGUCUUAAAACCCAGCAGCAGAAAGCGAUUUGGAGCAAUCUCAAUGAAGGCUGAGGUCCAAUAUACAGGAUACCAUGCUGGGCUAGAAGGCUG